CGAUAGACGGUGAAACAACACGUGCAUUCGUGUUUUGUAUUUGUGUUGUUUGCAUUUGAUUUCACAUUAAACUAAACCGCAAAAUGAGUGAAUCCGCACCAGAAACUGUGCCAGCCAAGAAGCCAGCGAAAGCCAAGAAGGCAGAAAAGCCGGAGAACAGCAUUCCACGCGGGCAACCCAAGUCGAACCGGCCGUGGAAGACGCCCAAAGAGAAAUUCAGCAAAAUCAAGAAGACCGUGAACCGACAGUCCUUUGAAAAGAAGACGGCUCUGCGCAAUGAGCUGCGUUACAUCAAGGAGCGCUCCAAGGAGAUCAAGGACAAGCGCAAGGAGGACGCCGUCCAAAAGCACCAGCGCCGCGUGGAGAACGCCGAGCGCCGCCUGGCGAACGAGCGCCGCUCGGAAGUCGUCCAGGUCAUCAAGAAUCCCGCCAAACUGAAGCGCAUGAAGAAGAAGCAGAUGCGCAUGAUCGAGAAGCGGGACGUCAGCCAGGUGAAGGUGGUCUGAGGUGGCUCCAUUAGAUUAACUUGUAUUUUUUGAUAAAUAAAUCUAGUUUUAAUGCCAA
Drosophila santomea is the source of this 564-nucleotide messenger RNA. Its product is annotated as coiled-coil domain-containing protein 86. The transcript is spliced from 2 exons. The record is from RefSeq and is a predicted model, not a curated record. NCBI's taxonomy places the organism in Eukaryota, Metazoa, Arthropoda, Insecta, Diptera, Drosophilidae. Gene Ontology annotation, cellular component: nucleolus. The coding region runs from base 84 to 506 and encodes 140 amino acids.